Molecule: messenger RNA, 1212 nt
Organism: Phyllotreta striolata
Lineage: Eukaryota; Metazoa; Arthropoda; Insecta; Coleoptera; Chrysomelidae
Source: the annotation of a GenBank genome assembly
AUGUUAAAAAGCUACGAAAAGGAAAAGCAAAAAGAAGAAUGCAGGCAAAGAGUAGUACUCGGCGAGUUGAACGAUAAUCACAAUAACGGUAAGAACAUGUUCUCCGAUCCAAUGCCGAGCCCGUCGUCGAGUUCAAAAUACACAAACAUGCAAAAUCAGAAAAGCUUAAGAUGGAGAUCGCCCUUAGUAUCUCCCGCAGCGAACCAGAAAGCCAGAAAUGCGGAAAACUCAACGCAAUACCACUAUGGAUAUAAAACCCAACCGAAGCAAUUCAAUGCGAAACCCGCGGAGAACACCCCAUGGAAGCGCAUCCAAAAAACCCCCAUGAAACAGCAACCCACCAAACGCCCCAAGCUCAACGUCUCCCAAUUCCCCCUCAGCGACAAGGAAUUCGAGCAAUCCGAGGAAAAGCCGAUCUACGCCGAAUCCAAAGACCAAUCCUUCGUCCACCACACUCCCAAGAGCGCCAUAGACUAUUACUCGCAAUUGCUCUCCCUCCAGAACGUCAAAGAGGAAACCAGCGAAAAAUUCGACGCCUCCUUGCCCGACUUGAACAUCUCCGGCGAAUCCUCGUCGUACGCGCAAAGAGAACCGGUAAUUCUAUCGCAAAACAAACCGCUGAGCGGCGAAAACCCGUACGAAUCCCGCCAAUAUCCCCGCAACGAUCCACCCGUGUUCCACAAGGCGUUCGAAAAAUCGAACGCCGAUAAAAUCGGUAUGCACUAUUCGAACUACGUGGAUCCGGUGCCGAUCGAGCGCCAUCCUACAUACGGGGAAUACAUCCCCAUGCGGUACGUUUACCCCAAGGAGGCGGUGAGGAGGAACUUACCGCCGUUGGCACCUCCCGGUUACGAGGACUACGGGAAUUUCAGAUACCCCAUAGAUUACAGAGAAAUGCGGCCGUUCUUGCCAGUAACUCCACGUCAUGUCUCUAUGCCUGAGGUAGAGUACAGGCACCGCGUUCCCGUGAGAAAUCCUCCAAUGUGGAAUCCUUAUUUGUAUAAUCCACAAGAUGAUUUGAACGCUUCGUUUUUGGCGAGGAAUCCCGCUUACAGGCAGCAAAAUUAUCCUGCGUACCCGCCUGAUGUUUUCGAUCCUGAGAAGUACCGUGGAGAACAAACUCGUUUUUAUCAAGACGUAGGUAUCAAUCAGUUUCCAGUCGAUAAGGAAUACGUAAUGAGAAAGUAUCUGCAUUCGAUCAGCUACGAGUAG